CGUCCAACCACCGUUGUCCUUUGUUCUUCCUCCUCGUUCCCUCCAUCUCCGUGACCGCAGGCACUACAUAGGCCUUGCCCCCCCUCUCCUUACUCACGACGCCCGUUUACACGCCCACGAUGUCUUUCUCUGUCCUCUCCGCUGCCUUCGCCACCGCUCUUUUGGCGACUGCCGGCGUGAACGCGGAAUCGCACACCGUUCGUUUCGCAAACCUGUGCGGAUCAGGAACACCCACGCUACUUGGAAAUGGAGGUGUGAUGUCCACCGGCCAGGACUACACGUCUGACGGUCCCUUCGAGUCAGCCAUUGCGUACUUGACGGGUGGCGAUGGUAUUACGUGUGGUUACAAUGGCGAGCAGUGCCUUCUCGUCGAGAUGACCUUGGGCAACCCUACCGUACCCGGUGGUGGCUCUUCCGUCGACAUCAGUGCCAUUGCUCCCCAUGCAUUCAACGUGCCGACUUCGUUCUCAUACUUCGGAUCCUGCGCCAACACCGGGGCUAGCUGUGCAAGCGAGGGCUGCUCCGAGGCCUUCUACCAACCGGAUGACAACCAGGUACAGGUUGCUUGCGAGGCCGAUAACGUCAACCUGCUCAUUGCAUUCUGUGGUGACGCGACGACGCUCAACCCCGAUGACUACGUGAACGGUGGUUCGGGCAGCGCGGCUUCCUCCCCUCCUGCUUCCACGUCCGUGGCUGCCAGCACCUCGGCAGCCCCGACCGUGUCGUCUUCGGCAGUCAGCACCUCUGUGGAUGUCUCCUCAUCUGCUGCGGCGUCCUCUGCGAGCGUGUCAAUUUCGAGCCCGCCCGUCCUCCUUCCCGUGUCGACCACCCUCGUGUCUUCUGGUGCGGUCUCAUCCUCCGCGGCAUCCUCCCCGGUUGUAACGUCCGCAUCCUCCGUGGUAUCCUCCUCGGUUGUAACGUCCGCUGCCGUUACGUCCUCCGCAAUCUCCUCGUCCGCUGCCUCCUCUGUCGUCACAUCGGCCCCGGUUGCGUCUUCGAGCUACGUCACUUCCUCCGUGAUUGUUACCCAGAGUGGCACUACCGCUGUUUCGUCCUGCCGCGUGCGCCCUACUGCCUCGGCUAGCGGAUUCCCGCUUUCUGGUUCGGCCGCUCCUUCCAGCGUUGCGACUGCGUCAGGCUCUGAUGUGACCAGUGCUGCUGUCUCUUCUGGAGAUGCUUCUUCUGCCGCCUCUUCGGCUGCCAUCUCCAGCGUCAGUGUCACGGACGUCCCUACCAGCGCCAGUGCCUCUUCGGCUGCUGCGAGCGCGGCUCCCACCGAGACGGACACGGGCGACGACGGUGAUGAUGGCUGCGGUGACGAGACUGGUACGGACGUUGCUCCCUCCAGCACCGACGCUGCUUCGGCUACCUCUGCUGCAGCAUCCGCCACGCCCACCGACAGCGACGAUGGCUGCGGCGACGAGACCAGCACCGACGUUGCCCCCUCCAGCACUGCUGCUGUGUCGGCUACCUCCGCUCCUGGUGUCUCUAGUUCUGCGGUCGCAAGCGCCUCCGAUGUGUCCUCCAGUGUUGUCCCGACUUCCUCAGCUGCCCCGUCGGCAUCAUCCAGCGCUGUGCCUAGCGCGACUUCGAGCGCGGAUGGUUGCGGUGCGACCGAUAGCACUGCUCACCGCCGGGAGCUCCUGGAGCGUCUCUCUGUGCGGAAGCGCGCUGCCGCUCCCGCGUACGACCUCGCAAAGGUCUUCACCUCCCGCCGCCGCCACGCGCGUGGUGCGUACCUCAACAGCAUGUAUGGCCACUGAGCCCCGGUCAUGUACGACUGGUGGCCACGGUCCGUGUCUGUGUGCCACCACCCUUCCCGUCCUUUCUCCCCUCCUGGUUCCUUGGAUCGUUUACAUUAUCGACCUCGCAAGCGAGGUUUGGAUCACGCAACUCGCCGGCAUCUUAGACUAGAGAUGUCGAGGCCGCGAUGCCCUGGUUAGGGAGACGAUAUGUGCUAUAUUGGGUGUA
Fomitopsis serialis is the source of this 1971-nucleotide messenger RNA. RefSeq lists its product as uncharacterized. The record is from RefSeq and is a predicted model, not a curated record. Lineage: Eukaryota; Fungi; Basidiomycota; Agaricomycetes; Polyporales; Fomitopsidaceae. Bases 120 to 1763 code for a protein of 547 amino acids. The transcript is spliced from 8 exons.